GGUGCUGGGAACUUGGUGUGAGAUGGUCUGUGGAUGCUGGUGUCAGCUGACAAUCCCCGCAAACAUAAAUUCAUAUCUAAGAAGGAGAUAGCAUACAUCGAAAGGAAGAUUGGCUUCAACACUAACAUUCAAGCCCAAUCCACCCCCUGGUUGGCUAUGGCCAAGUCUGGACCUCUCUGGGCCAUCAUUCUGGCUCAUAUGUGCAACAACUGGACCGGCUAUACUCUCAUCACUGUCCUCCCAACUUUCAUGAGGGAAGUUCUCAAGUUCGAUAUUCUCCAGAACGGGGUCCUCUCCUCCAUACCUUUUAUUUGUCGUGCAGUGGAAAUGGUCGUAUCUGGUCAAGUCGCUGACCUCCUCAGAGCUAGAACCAGCCUUGGAACUACCAAGGUCCGGAAGAUCAUUCAAGGCGUAGUCUAA
Messenger RNA from Haliotis rufescens (red abalone), 420 nucleotides. RefSeq names its product sialin-like. Lineage: Eukaryota; Metazoa; Mollusca; Gastropoda; Lepetellida; Haliotidae. The transcript has 4 exons. Gene Ontology annotation, biological process: monoatomic anion transport. Gene Ontology annotation, molecular function: transmembrane transporter activity. Bases 34 to 420 code for a protein of 128 amino acids. The record is from RefSeq and is a predicted model, not a curated record.